AUGGCUGCUGCAAUAAACGGCCGAUUAUUGCUUCAAUAUGAAUACAUAUUGCUACUUGCUUACAUGAGACACAGAAGAAGGCGCAAUAAAGUUAAGAGAAAACACAGGUUUUGGGUGAGACGUAUUUUUCAGCAGAGAAGCCAAUGCGGCCAGUACACAAACUUGUUUGCCGAACUAAGACUUGGGGAUAGAGAAUAUUUUUUCAGAUUCAUGCGAAUGACACCUCAGCGAUUUGAACAUUUGCUGACUUUGGUUGCACCAUUUCUCAAGAAAAAGCAUUGUAGAAGUAGAGUCCCGAUUUCACCAGAAGAACGAUUGGUUGUGACAAUUAGGUAUUUAGCCACUGGUGAUUCCCAGCAAUCACAAUCAUUUAAUUUUAGAUUAGGAAAAUCUACAGUUUGCCAAAUAAUAAAAGAAACAUGCGAUGCUAUUUGGAAUGCUCUGAAUGAAACUUUUCUUUCUGCCCCCGAGAAAAAAGAAGAUUGGGAGAAAAUUGCAAGCGAGUUUGAAGAUAAAUGGAACUUUCCAAACUGUUUGGGGGCCCUGGAUGGCAAACAUGUAGCAAUGGAGUGCCCUAAAAACCAAGGCUCAGCCUGCUACAACUAUAAGGGCUUCCACAGCCUGGUUUUGCUGGCCGUGUGUGAUGCCAAUUACUGUUUUUCCCUUGUAGACAUUGGGGGCAAUGGGGGAGAUAACGAUGCCUCAAUUUUUGCACAGUCAGAGAUGGGUAUGGCUUUCAACAACAAUGAAAUUGAUUUCCCAGAACCUAAAACAGUAAAUGGCCACAAUCUACCACAUGUGUUGGUGGGAGAUGAAAUAUUCAAAUUGGAGACAUGGCUAAUGAAGCCAUAUCCAGGGAGAGACCUUACACCCGAUAGAUCAGUUUAUAAUUAUCGGCUGUCAAGAUGCCGGAGAACAAUAGAAAAUACAUUUGGCAUUCUUUCUGCUAAAUGGCGCAUAUUUAGAAGACCCAUCCGUGCAAGUAUCACAACAGUUGAUAGAAUAAUCAAAGCCUGUGUGUGCUUGCACAACUAUCUCAAGCAGUUAGAGAAUGCCAAUUACACACCUAGGGGAUUUGUUGAUUCAGAAGAUGCAAAUGGAAAUUUCCUUGCUGGCACUUGGAGAUCUAUUGUAUCAACAGAUGAGUCAGCUUUACAUCCCAUUAAGAAAAGAAGUUGCAAUAACUUCAGCAAAAGUGCAAAAGCAACAAGGGACAGUUUCAAGACAUACUUUAAUAGCAAAGCUGGCUCAGUUUUCUGGCAAAAAGAACAUGUAGAAAGUUGUGGUGACACAUUAAUAUAAACUGCAUAAACAAAAUAAAUCAAUUAAACAAAGCUGUAUCAAUAUUGUUUGUGUUUAGUUACUGUUAUUUGUGUUUAGCUCAAAUCAGUGUAUAGCAUAUGAUUACUGCUACCAUGUGUACUUGCUUCUGGGGUAGCCUCUUCUAGGAAGGCAGCAUGUUUACCUGGUGUCUGAAAUGGCACUUGGAGUUGUUGAUAUGGAGAAUUCUCAAUUCUGUUUCCAUCCCUAGGCACAGGCCUUGGGAUAAAGGGCCUGUUUUGAUUCAAGCUUAACUGCUGUUGAUUAUUUGGUGAAA
Messenger RNA from Rhopilema esculentum, 1597 nucleotides. The record is from RefSeq and is a predicted model, not a curated record. Lineage: Eukaryota; Metazoa; Cnidaria; Scyphozoa; Rhizostomeae; Rhizostomatidae.